AUGGCUGAGGUGAUUUCCGCCAGGCCCAACAUGAUGACCAAGGCCAGGAACACACAAGGAGAGAGAGAGGAGAGGAUAGUGGAGAUCUACGCUACCAGUGAGAGCCUCAGAGAUCAACACCAGGACUAUGUUGGGACAGAGGAGUCCUCCAAUACUCUGGGAACAGUAAGAAGUCAGCAGCCGGACCCUGUGAGCCCUCCUCGGUGGCCGAUCAGGGCUGUGGUGGUGCUUCUGGUCCUGCUGUCUGUUGUCCUGCUGGCUGGACUGCUUGGGUUGGCAGUGCAACACAAGACAGACAUUGACAGAGACAGGGAGCAACUUCUCCAAAAGCUGAAGAAUGUGACAGAGCAGAGAGACUCACUGCUUUGUAAACAGGACUGUCCAGUUGGUUGGGAUAAGUUUAGUUGUAAAUGUUACUUUCUUUCCAAUGAGCAGGAAUCCUGGAUUAAGAGCAGGGAGUUAUGCGUUUCCCUAGGAGCAGAUCUGGUGGUGUUGAACAAUAAAGAGGAGAUGGACUUCAUUAGCAGGUAUGGCGGGACCAUCUGGCUGGGAGCGACAGAUGAGGCCAGUGAAGGGUUGUGGAGAUGGGUUGAUGGGACCGUCCUGUCAGUGGACAACCCCUCCUGGUUCAGCGGGAAACCGGAUGGUGGCAUGGACAUGAACUGCUUAAUAAAUGACUGGGAGGACACCAACUUUAAAUGGAUGGAUGAGCGCUGUAAAGAAAUAAACUAUAGGCUUUGUGAAUAUAAUUUAAUAAAAUGA
Molecule: messenger RNA, 762 nt
Organism: Gadus chalcogrammus (walleye pollock)
Lineage: Eukaryota; Metazoa; Chordata; Actinopteri; Gadiformes; Gadidae
Product: C-type lectin domain family 4 member C-like
Exons: 1
Coding region: 1-762 (253 amino acids)
Source: RefSeq, a predicted model, not a curated record